Messenger RNA from Entrophospora sp. SA101, 477 nucleotides. NCBI's taxonomy places the organism in Eukaryota, Fungi, Glomeromycota, Glomeromycetes, Entrophosporales, Entrophosporaceae. The record is from the annotation of a GenBank genome assembly.
AUGACGGAAGUUUCGAGCUUCAUCGGGAGAAAAUGGCAUGGUGAAUCCGAAGACCAUAAGGAAUUCUACAGAAAAAUUGCCAAAGAAGUGAAGGUUUUAUAUGAAAAGAGGUACAUAGAACUUUUUUCCAGCCCCAAUAACGGUCAUGUGAAUCUCAUUGCUAAGAAAUUCAGGAAAUCUGAUAAAAAAAAAUCAUCAAAAAUCACCCCUUCAACCCUUCCACCGACGCAAAUACCUCAAUUACCAAUUCCAUUUCCGGUUAGCUCACCUCAUAUUAUAGAUAGUAAUCAAACUUUUCCACGUUCACUUUCUCCAUAUAUAAACAGUAUUGUCAAUAGCGGAAGAUUAAUGAAUGGAAACUACAGCAAUAACAAUUAUCAUGAUAAUGAUAAUAACUCUUUAAUUUGUGAUAGCAAUAUGUUACUAAUGUAUUCUGGGGAAAACGACGACUAUCCUCUUUUUUUAAUUUCAAAUUAA